CAGUCUCCCAGCAAGAUGUCGCUCUCUGUGGCUGUUGUGGCAGCCAGCAUUUGGCUGAUCGUGUGCACAUUUUCCUUGGUUCAGGCGAAUGUGCGGUUUCACUUCACGCUGGACUUCCAUGUUAAGCAGCCGGCCAACGGCCAGGACGAGACCAUCAACAAAACCAUCCUUGUGGAGAACAAUCAAAUAUCCGUGAUAGACAAUGAGCCAACGACAAAGUCACCCAUCAGCCAGUGGACAGAUCAGGAGCAAUACAAUGAGGCGACUGUGCAGAAGGUGGUGGAGGCCAGGCGGGCGGUACAGCAGCUCAACGUAGAGUUGGCUCCCCUGGUGGGUCGUAGCAACGAUCUGGCCAUCCGUCUGAAGCAGAGCCUGCGCUACGUCAACGAAGUGGAUGCCACGCUUGAGAACCUCUCAAACUUUGGACAACUUGUGGAGCUCCUGCGGAAGUUUGUCAUCCUAGUGGAUGCCCUAAGGGAGCCCGCCAACUAUGGGGGUAUUCGUUCCCUGGAAUAUGUACUCCUCAAGCUGGCCCUGGAGAAGUACGAGCUGAAUAGCAAGCGGCAGGAGAUCAACGAGUAUUUACAGCGGGCGGAGACCGCCUGGACGAGCUAUAAGAGCACGCAGGUGGUUCUAUUGGAGAACUCGAACACAACCUGAGAUUUCAUUUGGAUAUAGGCUUACACACAUACACAUUUUCACCCGUAGAUUCAUUGUAGAUCGUAGUGCAUAGGUUAUAAGGGCACAAGCAGAAGAGCAAACAAAGACCAGCAUCAAUUGGUAGAUACAAUCGAUGCACCAGCGACAAGGGCGGCCGCUCCGUCGUCGGGACCCUUGAAAGAAAUAAAAACCAUCAAAGGGA
Drosophila persimilis is the source of this 862-nucleotide messenger RNA. RefSeq lists its product as uncharacterized. The record is from RefSeq and is a predicted model, not a curated record. The transcript has 2 exons. The coding region runs from base 16 to 660 and encodes 214 amino acids. NCBI's taxonomy places the organism in Eukaryota, Metazoa, Arthropoda, Insecta, Diptera, Drosophilidae.